AUGGUUGAAGCUUAUAUUCACGACGGCAACGAUAGUGUAGAUUUGAGAGAACCUCAUAACAGUGGUACACCUGUAUCGUUAGAGGAAUUGAGCAAGUUGGGCGUCUUUUACAGAUAUCUGGACACCCAGGAAGACGUUGACAAUUUGGCAAAGGAAAGGAAUUACAAGAAUAGAGAUAUUGUCAACAUAAGUCCAGCCAGUUUCCCCGAUGAAGAGACUUUGAAGGCCAAAUUGGACAUUUUUUACAAGGAACACUUGCACGAGGAUGAAGAGAUAAGAUAUUGUCUCGAUGGAGAAGGAUAUUUCGAUGUAAGAAAUAUUCUUUCCAGCGAUUGGAUCCGAAUCAGAUUUGAACGCAAUGAUUUGCUCAUUGUACCAGCUGGGAUCUUCCACAGAUUCACAUUGACCUCGAGCAACUAUGUCAAGGCGCUCAGAUUGUUUCAGGAUGAGCCUAAAUGGCUAGCAAUCAACAAACCAGAGGCAGAUUUGAACCCAACUCACCUGAAGUACGUCGAAUCAGUCAACAGUGACUAG
Messenger RNA from Torulaspora delbrueckii, 534 nucleotides. It is a transcript of the gene ADI1, whose product is annotated as acireductone dioxygenase (Ni2+-requiring). The transcript has a single exon. NCBI's taxonomy places the organism in Eukaryota, Fungi, Ascomycota, Saccharomycetes, Saccharomycetales, Saccharomycetaceae. Gene Ontology annotation, molecular function: acireductone dioxygenase [iron(II)-requiring] activity. The coding region runs from base 1 to 534 and encodes 177 amino acids. The record is from RefSeq and is a predicted model, not a curated record.